Molecule: messenger RNA, 6857 nt
Organism: Leucoraja erinaceus (little skate)
Lineage: Eukaryota; Metazoa; Chordata; Chondrichthyes; Rajiformes; Rajidae
Gene: syt12
Product: synaptotagmin XII
Exons: 9
Coding region: 2098-3363 (421 amino acids)
Biological process (GO): calcium-ion regulated exocytosis; regulation of calcium ion-dependent exocytosis; cellular response to calcium ion
Molecular function (GO): clathrin binding; calcium-dependent phospholipid binding; calcium ion binding
Source: RefSeq, a predicted model, not a curated record
GGUCCUUCGGCCCACCGAGUCCGUGCUGAGAUCACACGUAUGCUAAUUCUGUCCUACAUACUAGGGACAAUUUACAGAAGCCAAUUAACCUACAGACUUUCGCAUUUUGGGAAUGUGGAUGGAAGCUGGAGCACCUGGAUGAAACCCAUGUGGUCAUAGGGAGAAGGUACAAACUCCGUACAGACCGCACCCGAGGUCAGGAUUGAACCUGGGUCUUUGGUGCUGUGAGGUAGCAACUCUGCCACCGUGUUACUGUGUCGCGCUAAAUAAAGCACAACGAGGAAUUAUUAAGGCAGGUAAUUUAGUUUAGUUUUUAGGUUUGAGAUACAGUGUGGAAACACAGUUUUCGGGCCAGCAUGUCUGCGCCACCCAACAAUCACGCAUACACUACUUCUAUGUUAUCCCAGUUUAACAUUUUACAUUCUAGAGAAAAUUAACCUACAAAGUUGCACAUCUUUGGAGUGUGGGAAGAAACCGGAGCACCCGGGGAAAACCCACAUGGUCGCAGGAAGAAGGUACAAGCUGCAGCACCCGGUCAGGAUCAAAGCUGUUUAAGAAGGAACUGCAGAUGCUGGAAAAUCGAAGGUACACCGAAACGGCCCGAAACGUUGCCUAUCUCCUUCGCUCCAUAGGGUUUGCUGCUGCACCCGCUGAGUUUCUCCAGCAUUUUUGAGUACCCAGGAUCAAAGCUGGGUCUCUGACGCUGUAAGGCAGCAACUCUACUGCUGGGCCACUGUGCCGCCGCAUUGUAACUGUGAACUUGUGCUACUCUAACUGGUGAUGAAGGGAUGAGAUCAAAGUCAUACCAAUAAGUUAAACGGGCACCUGCCCUCUUCAGACAGUGGGAGGGUUAGAUUGAGGUUUAUUAUCGUCACGUCUGAGGUACUGUGAAGAGCUUUGUUUUGUGUGCUAUCCAGUCAAAUCAGAUAAUACUGUACAUAAAUGAAAUCAAGCCAAGCGCCAGCAUAUUCUCUUUGUCAUCCUUAAAAAAAGACGGCACUGGGAGGGGGCUCUCGACCCGAAACGUCACCCAUUCCUUCUCUCCAGAAAUGCUGCCUGUCCCGCUGAGUUACUCCAGCACUUUGUGUCUAUCGCUGGAAUAACUCGGCGGGUCAAGCAGCAUGUCUGGAGAUCAUGAACCUGUGACAUUUCGGGUCCAGACCCCUCUUCACGUCGCCUAUCCCUUUUCUCCGUGGAUGCUGUUUCGGCCGCUGAGUUACUCCAGCAUUUCAGUCUGAAGGGUCUCAAUGCGAAACGUCACAUAUUCAUUUUCUCCAGAGAUGCUGCCUGACCCGCCGGGUUAUUCCAGCACUUCGUGCCGAUCUUGAGUCUUGGUAUAUUUGAGUUCAGUUCACCACUAACGUGCAGUGAGUGGGUGGCUAGAGUUGAGCUUCGCUUAUUUAGAUCCUGAUCAGCGAAUUGAUGACUAUGCACGUUCAAGAUAGUUUCAGCAAGAAGUGAUUUAUUUGCACUGACAUAAGCUGUAAUUUCCUUUCACUGAAGUUGCUCUGUAACUCCGACUGUGUGUAAUUCCUGGCAGCAGACCUGAAUCGGGAACUUGUGGAACCGAGCCCGAUUUCACAAACUUAAACACGCAUUAUUACAGUGCAGAAUCGGGGAGCGCUUCUGCAUCUGUAGAAGUGACAUUAUCUGACUGAGGUGAUAAAGAGAAGCCCCUGUCGUUUACUCGUGUGGACGGGCUGGGGUGGCGAAACAAACAUCUCUAAUGGGACUAAUUUGAAAAAUUGUAACAGGGGGAAGAUUUGUCCCCGUCCCUUGCCCGUAACUGAGACAGCGUCGCUGUGAAAUGCUAAAACCGCUCCACUAUCACAUUGCCUUUGCGGGGGAUUGAUGGGUUCGUUGCUUCACUCGCCACUUUACUAUCGGCGACUGCACCUUCACCCAUUCCGAGGAACAUCGUGUCAUCUUUCGGGCACCGAAAUCUCUCAAUAAACCAGAUAUGCCCUCCUGCAAUUGGUCUGCAAUUGGUGCCUGACAUCAGAAACAAGCAGCAGGUUUUUAUGCCUCCAGGAACAUUGGAGCAGACAGUUGAACAGCACCUGUGCUACAAGCAAAAUCAAAAGCCGCCGACUCACCAUGGAAGGAAAUCCAGCAGAACAUUCCGCAAGUGUGAUCAGAAAUCCAGCAACCUGGGAAAUAGGCAUCUAUGGAUCUGGAGUCGUGAUUAUCCUGGUGAUAGUCGGAGUGAACCUGUGGAAACUCUGGAAGUCUGGGAAUUACCCGGCGCCCUCUCCAUUCCCAAACUAUGAUUAUAGAUACCUGGAACAAAAGUACGGGACUUCAUACUCUGAGGUUAGGCAAAAGAGAACAGCGGCUUUGAGUUAUAAGAAGCCGAUAGAGAAAGGUUUCCCCAGCCAGCACUCAAGCCUCAAGAUAGACGAAGCUUAUGACACCAUCAACGAGCUUGGGACUCUGGAGCUAAUGACGAAGGAUGUGGAGUUGAGUUCCUACGGAUCGAUGAAAAAAUCCGUGUCGACGGACUCGCUGAAUUCCAUAUCUUCGAUCGGGAACAACUUUGGCCACGACUUCACUGUGGGCCAGAUCGAGAUGAGCUUGGAGUACGAUGUGAGCUCAAACACCAUGCACGUCACUCUGGUUCAAGGGAAGGACUUGUUGGAGAAAGAAGAUGCCAACUUUGAAUCUUGCUUUGUGCGCAUCAGUUUGCUGCCCGAUGAGCAGAUUGUUGGGAUUUCUCGGAUUCAGAGGAAUGCAUUCUCGGUGUUCUUCGAUGAGAAGUUUUCCAUUCCCCUGGACCCCUCUGCUCUCGAGGAAAACAGUCUUCGAUUUUCCGUAUUUGGAAUCGAUGAAGAUGAAAGAAACAUCAGCACGGGAUUGGCAGAUCUGAAGCUAUCGGAUUUGGACCUCAGCUGCCGACCCUUCAAUGCCUGGCUUUAUCUACAGGAUGUCAAUAAGGCAACAGAUACAGUUGGAGAGAUCCUACUCUCACUCAGUUAUCUGCCCACAGCAGAGAGGCUGACGGUGGUCGUGGUCAAAGCCAAAAACCUCGUCUGGAACAACGGAAAGACCACCUCCAAUCCAUUUGUGAAAGUUUAUCUCCUUCAAGAUACGAGGAAAAUAAGUAAGAAAAGAACGGCAAUCAAGAGGGAUGAUCCCAAUCCUGUCUUCAAUGAAGCCAUGAUCUUCUCAGUUCCUGCAAUUGUUCUGCAGGAGUUAUCUCUACGAAUAACGGUGACUGAAUGCUAUGAAGAAGGGAAAACUGCGAACGUGGGCCAUGUCAUCAUUGGACCAGAGAGCAGUGGGAUGGGGGUAACUCACUGGAAUCAGAUGCUGGCGACAUUAAGAAAACCUGUCUCCAUGUGGCACACCCUCCGAAAGAACUAAAGCAAGCAAAUGUCCAUGUGUCCAUAGCACCUGUAUACAAUAUUUUUGCAUGAUGUCCACAUUCUUAACGCUGGUGUUUUGAGAAGUGUCAAAUUUGAGACACUAUUUUUCACUACACUUGAUCAACUUACUGGUGUCAAUCUAAUACUGGGAAAUCUUUAACAGGAUAACAGAAGACACAAUUGUAGGUCAACAUGAACUCGGCUUAGUAAAUGAAUGCAUCUGCAACUAGAGCUGCCGUGAAGUAGCCAACCCACUGAAUGUUUCACACUGAAUGGUACAUACAUAUAUACAGUAGGGUCAUGGAUAAUAAAGGGGCCAUGUAUCUGUCCAAGACAUAGCUAAGUAUCCAAUAACCACUCUAAACCUAGAAAAAUCCCAAACAUCAAUGCCGGAUGAAAUCCUUCCAAACAUGCUUCCUUUUUACAGAAUAUUUAUGCCAAGAAUAACAAAAUCUACAUGGUGCCCAAGAAAGGUUGUGCACACACUGACAUUUUGUUACGUUUAUCUCCAAUGUUAGUUGUAGAGAUGCAGGCCCCUUGGGGCCCGCUGAGUGCAAGCCCACCAUUGAUCACCUGUUCACUCUAGUUCUAUGUUAUCCCACUAUUGCAUCCACUCCCGACACUCCAGGGGCAAUUUAUGGAGGCCAAUUAACCUGCAAACUCGCAUGUCUUUGGGAUGAGGGAGGAAACCGGAGCACCCGGGGGAACCCAUGUGGUCACAAGGAGAACGUGGAAACUCAGCACAGGCAGUACACGAGGUCAGGAUUGAGCCUGGGUCUCUGGCACCGUGAGGCAGCAGCUCUACCAGCUGCACCACUAUGCCGCCUUGUUGUACUACUACUGUAAUUACUAAAGGGACUGUUUAUAUUGUACAUAGAGCAGCGCAUUGUUGGCAUUAAUUGUGGCUCUAUGUGGUUUUGGGUUAGUUUGCAGCCAAUAUGUACACAAUGCCCACAAAAAUAUACAAUUUAUAUAUUUCAAUAUUGUAUUAUGCAGUAGAUCGUGUUGAGUAAGUCAGAAAUGUUUUCUAUAUAAUUCCAUAUCUCUCUUGAUGAAUGUGUGUAUUGUGCUGGCGAGUUGCAGAUAUACUUUAUUGGAUUUUGCCAACUGUGGCUACAUUACACCAAAUUUUAGGCAAAGACCAUAUCCACCCCACAAUGUGUUUUGACAACUUCCCAUGCCUAUCCUUUUAUACUAGAAGUAACAAUGUAUAUUUUCAUUGGGUCAGAAGAGUCAUAGAACCUUAUAGCAUGGAAACAGGCGUUUUGGCCCAACUUGCCCACAAUGAGCGACAUAUCCCAUUUACACUAGUCCUACCUGCCUGCGUUUGGCCCACAUCUCUCUAAACCUAUCCUAUCCAUGUACCUGUCUAAAUGUUUCUUAAACGUUGUGAUAUUACCUGCCUCAGCUACCUCCUCCGGCAGCUUGUUCCAUACACCCUCCACCCUUUGUGUAACAAAGUUACCCCUUAGGUUCCUAUUAAAUCUUUCCCCCCUCACCUUAAACCUAUGUCCUCCGGUUCUUGAUUCCCCUACUCUGGGCAAGAGACUGCGCGUCAUCAAUCCACUCCUCUCAUGAUUUUGUAGAAGCUUCCUGUUAGAAUUUCAAUUGGCCAAACCAUGCUAAUUGACACGGCAGAAGCCCCCUCCAUAGAAAGGAAGGAAAAAGCAGAACUGACGCAAACUCUUCUUUUCUUAAGUGUCUAAAUUAUUCCUUGAUGCACGUUAGGUGCCUUGUUUUGGAGUUGACACAAGGGAAAUGGCUGCUUUAUGUCAAAAGAUUCCAUUCAAGGUCAUUUUUUGACAGGAAUAAAAAUCGCUUUAUUGAUAGUCUGAACUCAUCUUACAAUGAAGGCAGGAAAAUAUUUUUAAAUAUUUAUUAUGUCUAAUUUCAUGAUAUUCGAGGCUUUUUCAUCAGAAUUUCAAUUAGCACUACCCUUAUUAUAAGUAUGGCAAUAAGGAAUAAAAAGGAAUAAGGACGCUCUUUGCACCUUGCUAGGCCAUGCACUUCCCUUAAACUCCAUCACUCUGUAGGAUUAAGAGAUAUUUUUACCUGUGGAACCUCUGAGAGUGAACUGCUUGAGUCAUGAAUGAGCAAUAAUUAAACAGAUGUAUUAAUGAUUAUCAUGCAUAUCUAGCAUUGUUCAAGUUUUGGAAUAGUUGCACCAAGUUGGCUCUCUUUUCUGACAAACUUUGCUGCUUCUAGGACCAACAUAGUUUAGUUUGGUUUAGAGACACAGCAUGAAAACAUGGAAACAGCCACCGAGUCCACGCUGACCAUUGAUCACCUGUUGACACUAGUUCUAUGUUAUCCCACUUCCUUAUCCAUUCCCUGCACUCGGAGGGGGGGGAAGAUUUUACAGAAUCCAAUUAACGUACAAAAUUGCACGUCUUUGCGAGGUGGGAGGAAACCAGAGCACCCGGAGGGAACCCACGUGGUCACAGGGAGAAUGUGCAAACUCCGCACUAGCAGCACCCGAUGUGGGGAAAAACUGGAGCACCCGGAGGAAUACUCACUUAGUCAAUAGUUCAAUGGUUCUUUAUUUCCAUGUAUGCAUUGCACAGUGAGAUUCUUUUUGCAUAACUCACAUAUGCAUGCAUCGCCAUAUUUUGGCGGCAUUUACAAAAGUCCAAAGUCCGGUCCACGUGACUGAUGUACUGGUGUGGCUCCCGAUCCAGGAAAGCCCCAGGCUGCAGUAGGGCCUCCUCUGUUGCCCUCGACCAGCUCGGCCCACCAACCAGCGUCACAGUUGGAGCUUGCAGGAUUGAACCCUGCAGUGUGAAGUACCAGUGAGCACCAAAAGGAACCCACAUGGUCUCAGGGAGAACAUGCAAACUCCGCAAAGACGCCACCUAAGGCCAGGAUUGUACCCGGGUUUCUGACGCUCCCAGGCAGCAACUCUACCCCUGCGCAACCAAGCCGCUAAUCCAUUUUUCUUGCUCCAGGUUAUUAGUAGCCUGAAUGAUUAGAACAUCCUUAUUGUUUAUCAAGCAUUCCUUACCAAAGGAUACUGAUCAAAACCCAAAAGUCUCCACUGCAGAUUGAAUUAAGUUUGGAUGGACAUCUGAGUGAGUGAUCACAGUGUUGGAGCAAUGAUUCCCUCGCCAGGCUGCAGUGGGGGCUUGUUGGUCAGCAUGGACUCGGUGAGCUGAGGGACUAGUUCGUGCUGUUUGCUUCUGUGACUCUACACGUUUGAUAAUGAAAGAAUCAGCAUUUAAACCUGGGGGCCAGGGUCAACAUGUUUCUGUGUGCCAAUGCUUCAGUCUUUGUGCACCACGACUAGAUCUUGUGAACUCUGCCAAAUCAUUAGUGCCAGCACUGGGAGCAUAUUUGUUAGACGAGUUUCUUAAACUAAUGGCACAAGACUUUUGGAAUGAACUGAAAGAAAAAAUCUAAUUUGUAUGUUGGAUUGAAUUACGGAGCUAAUUUUCUCAUGUCGUACGAUGAAAGAAAGAAAGCCUUUGUUCCUAAAAAAUAAAUGAUCCAUGUUCU